Messenger RNA from Peromyscus californicus insignis, 3046 nucleotides. RefSeq names its product nanos C2HC-type zinc finger 3 (gene Nanos3). Gene Ontology annotation, cellular component: perinuclear region of cytoplasm. NCBI's taxonomy places the organism in Eukaryota, Metazoa, Chordata, Mammalia, Rodentia, Cricetidae. The transcript has 2 exons. The record is from RefSeq and is a predicted model, not a curated record. Gene Ontology annotation, biological process: oogenesis; negative regulation of translation. The coding region runs from base 2343 to 2867 and encodes 174 amino acids. Gene Ontology annotation, molecular function: zinc ion binding; mRNA binding.
GGGCAGUGCCCCCUUCCUCUUCCCCCGCUCACUGUUCGGCUGGGAAGGGUGGAGGUGGGCUUAGGAGGAAACAAGCUUAGAGACCAUGGGAAAGCAAGAAGGUCUACAAUGUAUUGAAGCCUUAUUUAUCCCACAAUCAAGCUUGCCCGUUACAUUGUUAAAGGAACUUGUUUACGGCUCAGUGGUCUCUGACCCUCCCAGACCAGAACCUGGUGGCUGCCAGACUUCCCAGGGGGGUUAGAAAUGUCCCUCCUCUGUGCUCUUUUGGCCUCAGUUUCCCCAACUAACUACUGGGGGGGGGGGAUCUGCACCUCAGGCCCGCUUUGGUAGAUUUUAUUUUUUAUCUCACUACUUAGCCCUCACCAGGAACAAUUUAGCCUGGGAUGUCAUGUCCACUACUGGCAUCCCUUGAAGAAAGUACAUGAAUUCAGACAGGCACCUUGUUGCCUCUGUGGCAGGGCCACGUUUUUUACAUUAUGAUUUGUAUUUGUUCUGCUUCUCCUGGGUCUCCAAAAGGACAGUUGAUGCCGAAUAACAAUGGCUGGUUUCAUGAGAGUCAGAGGGAUCCUGGCUUCUCAUCACCCUCCAUGAUUCCUACUUCGUAUCCGGGCCACUCCCCACUCCAGUUCUCCAAGAAACUUGCCAAGGGUUUGGGGGAACAUUCAACCUGUCGGUGAGUUUGGGCAGCUCAGACAAACCAUCGACCGUUGAGUGGACCCCGAGGCCUGGAACUGCCGUCUACCCCAUCACCAUCCCCACCUUCUAGAUCUGGGAGAUCCCCCCAGGCAGCCUGGCAUCCCCUCCCCCAGGCCACAGCAAAGGUCACAAUCAACAUUCAUUGUUGUCGGUGGGUUGUGAGGAGGAGGUCAGACCCACCGGGGGGAUGAAUGUCACUGUGGCUGGCCCACACAACAGUCCCAGGGAUAAGGACAGGACCCCUUAGAAACCCCAAAUUCUUGCUCCCCUUGCGGAGAUGGAUUGGUGUCUGGGAUCCUGAUGGGCAGAUUGGAAUUAGAAAAUAAACCCUGGAGGAUUAGAUGUUGGGGGGGGAUCAUAAAGUGGGGCCUCCGCGGGCAGAACCCAUUCCUGAAAGGAUGGAUGUUUCUCAGUGAGGUUUCUGGAAUGGGUGAAUUGGUAGAUGGGCUUGUGACAGACAGAUGGGUAGGCUGGUGGACUAGUGGGGUGGAAGUGUGCCCUACCCAGUGGUGACCCCCAACCAAGCACCUUUCGGAGCUCAGGCUGAGGCCUCCUCUGACAGGUAGUGUUGGGAAUCAGAGAGCUGGCAUAUGCUGGGAUGCAGCCUGCCUGCCUGUGCUUGGGGGCUCUUUCCCGUCCUUUGGGGCUCCCAGACCCCAACCUUGAGGCUGCUGAGCUAACUGUAGGAGGGAGAGUUGGGAACUCCACUCUGUAGCCCAGGACAAACAGCUGAGGUGUCUAUUAGCAUAUCAAAGCUGACACUGGCUGCUGAGUACUCCCAGCAUCCCUCAGUCCCUGCCUGUUACAGGGUCCUUCUGGCUGGCAUACUCAGGCUGGGCUUGCCCUUUCCCCAGCUUUUCUGGUUCCUUCAUAACCCCGCCGCCGCUUUGGUUAUAUGGUCUUUUCACCUUUUUUUUUUUUUUUGGCCUCUUGGCCGCCCAUUCCAGGUUCCCUUCUGUCCCUCUCCCCACAUGACCUGGCUCAGUCUACUGGUCAUAUCCACUCUAGACUCUGCUGAAUGUUGCCUAUAUUGUCCCUUUUAUCUACAGUAAACCUCCUCAGCCCCUUAGGAGCAGUCCUGCCCUUUCUUUUUGUCUCCACGCUUCAUGACUAAGUUCUCAGCCACUGGAGUGGGCAUGAAAGGCCCUCAGUGAAGACAGAGCCUUGGGACCCAGCCCUUGUCUCCCAUGCACAGGCCCCCUUCCGAAGUACUGGGAUUUUGCAUUAUUUGCCGUAACAAGGACUCAAGGCCACCAGGACCCUUCCCCAGCCCUGAGGAAGGAAGAUAAAACAAAUUAGUAAAUCAAUAUAAGUGUUUGGCCCUGGGGCGGUGUUCUUAGCCAUCCCCCUGCCUCUCACCUAGCUGGCCUGCAAGGGUUGACCUCCCACAUGGAGGGGGAGGAGACCCUGGGAAGCCUGGGGGUUCAGUGGCUCCUAGUCUACCUCCAGCCCACACAAACACCAUAUACCCCCUGGGCAGGUAUGUAAGAAGCCCCCAGUGAUAAUGAGGGACCCCCCAGAGUCUGCCUGCUCCACCCUCUCACAUCCCCUCAAGAUAGAAAAGCAGCAGGAGAAGCUUUAGUGUCAGGGUCGGAGGGAAGCAGGAGCCAGGCAGUGUUUUCCUUCAGCCGCUCCUCCGCCCAGUCAUGGGGACUUUCAAUCUGUGGACAGAUUACCUGGGUCUGGCAAGCCUGGUGGGGGCUCUGCAUGAGGAAGAGGUGCCUGAUGUCAGGCUGGACCCCAAGCCAGAGCCCAAGCCCAUUCCAGAAAGCCGGAAAGCCAGCAAGGAAUCCUCAACAGCUCCUGAACGCUUGUGCUCGUUCUGCAAGCACAAUGGCGAGUCCCGGGCCAUCUAUCAGUCCCACGUCCUGAAAGAUGAGGCGGGCCGGGUGCUGUGUCCCAUCUUGAGGGAUUAUGUGUGUCCCCAAUGUGGGGCCACUCAGGAGCACGCCCACACUCGACGCUUCUGCCCACUCACCGGCCAGGGCUACACUUCUGUCUACUGCUACACCACCCGGAACUCUGCAGGCAAAAAGCUGACCCGGCCUGACAAGGCAAAGACCCAGGAUGCUGGCCACCGCCCAGGAGGAGAAACAGCAACAGGUUCCAAAAGUGGCAGGAAGCCCUCUGGACCUUCACCUUCGGCCUGCAGUCCCUCCACUACGGCCUAGGAGCUCGGAGUGGGGAGGUCCAUGGGGUACCCUUGCCAAGGGUCUGGACACAGGCAUGCUGGAGACUGGACUUGCUUAGGACUCUGAGGCUGGCCACAGGCUUGUUAGAAAUCGCUUGCCCUUCCCCUACCCCAGUCUUGUGUUGUUGGAUCAGUACCCAAUAAAUGGAGAGGAGUGGA